Messenger RNA from Dermacentor albipictus, 561 nucleotides. Lineage: Eukaryota; Metazoa; Arthropoda; Arachnida; Ixodida; Ixodidae. The record is from RefSeq and is a predicted model, not a curated record.
AUGGUGGACUUCUCUGAUCUCACCGACGAGCUGCUCAUCAAGAUCCUGUGGCGCACGCUUCGGCUUUGCUCGUUCUUGCUGCUGGCAUGCAUGUUCUUGUACCAGGCGUCGCGUAUCACCGAUGAGUACCUCGCCUACCCAACCGCCGUGGAUGUCAAGAUGGAGGGGCAAGGCACGCUCAAGUAUCCUGGUAUCAGCUUCUGCGUCACCAAUUGGUUGAGCAAGGAGAAGUUUUGUGACAAGUACGAGACGGCAUGCAACUUCUCGGAUCCAAAUUGGCGUGACCAUAUACUGAACAUAUUGUUGACGGAGCCUCAUCUGAGCAGCGUGGCCAUUGAACCGGAUGAUUUUAUACAGUUUGGGUUUCUGAAUCCUACAUUUUAUUUCGUCGAGACGUACUUCCGCAAAGAGGCGGUGCAACAGUCUUUCUCCAAGCUCCCCAAGCACAUGUGCUUUACCAUUGACUGGAGAAAAGAACAGUUUAUGAAGUUCGUUCAUCAGAAUCCUCUCAUAUUCCGCGGCUACAAACGCCCUCCUGACGCCCUGUCCUCCGGUACCUGA